AUUUCCAUGAGCAAGAGAGUAGAAAAAUGCCCCUACUCUCUGCAAAUCUAAAACCCUGUUAGAGACUCCUCUACCAAAACCCCACUCCCCAAUUUUCCAAAUCCAAAAGAUGAACAACUUGAUCAAGCUCAGCUCGGCCGUGAGAUCCCUCCGCCAUUGUCAGUCCCCGGCGGCGGUGACGACGGUCCGGACACUCACAACCUGCUCUUCGCUCCUCCGCAACCGCUCCAUCGGCUCCUCCUCUCCAUCUUCUUCAAUCGUUCCGGCGCGCAGCUUGCUCGGCGGCGUUCGUCACUUCCGCGGCAGCGGCAACAGCGAUUCUCGGAACCAUGAGAUUGCUCCACCAAUUAACUGGGGGAUUCGGAUUGUGCCGGAGCGUAUGGCUUUUGUGAUUGAGCGCUUGGGGAAGUAUCACACCACGUUGCGGUCUGGAAUCCAUUUCUUGAUUCCAUUUGUCGACAGGAUCGCUUUCGUGCAUUCGUUGAGGGAGGAGGUCUUCAAUGUGCCAGACCAGACAGCUGUCACUCUGGACAAUGUCAGGAUUCAGGUUGAUGGUGUCAUUUACCUUAAGAUUGAGGACCCCCACCUAGCCUCAUAUGGAGCUGCACGUCCUUUCGAUGCAGCUAUUCAAGUUGCUCAGGGGAUUAUGCGUUCUGCAAUUGGGAAGCUUACUCUUGACAAUGCAUUCAAGGAAAGGGAAAACCUAAAUGAUGAGAUAGUGAGGGUUGUUAACGAAGCUGCAACAGCAUACGGCUUGAAGUGCAUCCGAUAUGUGCUAAAGGACAUAACUCCUCCUCUUACGGUGAGGCAAUCGAUGGAAAUGCAAGCUGAUGCAGAACGGAAAAAGAGAGUUAAAAUUCUCGUGUCUGAAGGUGAAAGGGAUGCCGCCAUUAACCAAGCUGAAGGGGAGAGGCGUGCUGCAUUUUUGGCUGCAGAAGGAGAACUAGCCAAAGCAGAUGCUGCUUCUAAAGGGAUCUCACUUGUUUCAAAGAGUCUUAUGGAACAUGGGGGUGGAGAGGCUGCUGCUUUGAAAGUCGCUGAGCAGUAUGUUAUGGCCUUUGGAAAUAUUGCGAAACAGGGCACCACAAUCUUGCUUCCCAAUGAUCCUACCGGUGUCUCCUCCAUGAUUUCUCAAGCCCUUACUCUUUACAAAAGGUUGGGUGGGGAUCCGACAAAUGGAUCAACUGGAGGCUUUAAGGCUGUUACACCCUCUGAAGAAUCUCAGCAUGCAACUAAGUUGACUGAUGAAACAGUUGAUGAAGAUAAGGCUUCAAAGAAGGUGACUGAUGCACCUGGGUUUUCGCUUCAAAACCGCAAUUAAAAUAUAGGUGAUUUUUCUCAAUAUCACUAUCAGAGCAAUUUUUGAUCUUGACAGCAGACUUGUCCAUUUUAAUAUGAGCUGUAAUUCACUACAAGGUAUUAACAUCCGUGCUAUCAGAAAUAGGGACUAAUCCUGAGAUUGAAACUUGUGUUUGGGUUGGAACUUGGAACUGAUUCAACAAUGAUAUUAACUCUUUGAUCAUCAAUUAGGUGAA
This is a messenger RNA of Argentina anserina (silverweed cinquefoil), 1535 nucleotides long. RefSeq lists its product as uncharacterized. Gene Ontology annotation, cellular component: membrane; mitochondrion. Bases 110 to 1321 code for a protein of 403 amino acids. Lineage: Eukaryota; Viridiplantae; Streptophyta; Magnoliopsida; Rosales; Rosaceae. The record is from RefSeq and is a predicted model, not a curated record. Gene Ontology annotation, biological process: mitochondrion organization. The transcript is spliced from 9 exons.